GUUUUUGUUUUUCUUCAAACGGAGGGUUUUCCUUUUGAUACUGAGCUUGAUGGCUUCACCGAAAAAGUUACUGUUCGUACCCUUCAUAAUCAUGGUUGCCCUUGUAAGGACUGUUAUUGGGGCUGA
This is a messenger RNA of Dentiscutata erythropus, 126 nucleotides long. The record is from the annotation of a GenBank genome assembly. Lineage: Eukaryota; Fungi; Glomeromycota; Glomeromycetes; Diversisporales; Gigasporaceae.